AAGAGCUCCUUUAUUGUUGGUUAGUGGGGGGCGUGGCAACUGUGAAGCCGUUCAUGCGUCAACUGAGUACUGGCUUUGUACCGGAUGGUCUUGAUCGAUCCAAUAAUAAUACUAUAUAUAGGUGACGAGGAGGCACCAUACAGCUUCACAAACACAGAGACAGAGUAGAAGGAAUGGAUUCAAAGGAGGAGGGGAAGAAUCAAACAGGGAUCAACAAGUAUGCCUGCGCUUGUGCCGCAGUUGCUUCUAUGAUCUCCAUUAUAUUUGGUUAUGACACUGGUGUUAUGAGUGGAGCCAUGCUAUUCAUAAAAGAAGAUCUCAAAGUCAAUGAUACCCAAGUGUCAGUCCUGGCGGGAAUCCUAAACGUGUGCGCGCUGGUGGGUUCCCUUGCUGCGGGAAGAACAUCCGAUUUCUUAGGCCGUCGAUACACAAUUGUCCUAGCCUCCAUCAUCUUCUUGGUUGGUUCAGUUCUGAUGGGCUAUGCCCCUAAUUACGCAGUUCUAUUGACUGGAAGAUGCACUGCUGGGAUCGGCGUGGGCUAUGCGCUCAUGAUUGCACCUGUUUACUCCGCCGAGAUUUCAUCUCCUAAGUCUAGGGGCUUUUUGACCUCUCUCCCAGAGCUUGGCAUCAGUACAGGAAUAUUAUCUGGCUACCUCGCAAACUACUUUAUGGCUGAAUUGCCUCUAAAACUAGGCUGGAGGUUGAUGCUCGGUAUUGCGGCAGUCCCAUCACUUGGCUUGGCUAUUGGUAUUCUUAAGAUGCCUGAGUCCCCUCGGUGGUUAGUGAUGCAAGGCCGACUCGGAGACGCCGAGAAAAUCUUGUUGCGAGUAUCUAAUACUAGAGAAGAAGCUGAAAUUCGGUACCGGGACAUAAAGAUUGCUGCAGGAAUUGACGAAGACUGCAACGAGGAUGUUGUCAAGCCUCCAAGUAACACUCACGGUGGAGGGGUGUGGAAAGAGCUAUUACUAAGGCCCACCCCUGCCGUCCGUUGGAUGUUACUGGCCACGAUUGGAAUCCAUUUCUUUGAGCACGCCACUGGAAUAGAAGCUGUCAUGUUAUUCAGUCCAAGAAUCCUGAAGAAAGCUGGAGUCACCAGUAAGGACAAGCUAUUGCUUGCCACUGUUGGGGUGGGGAUCACAAAGCUGACAUUUAUGGCACUGUCCACACUCUUAAUUGACAGAGUAGGGAGGAGGCCCCUCCUGCUAACAAGCACAACUGGUAUGAUUGUAGCCCUAACUGGAUUAGGGUUUGGUUUAACCAUGGUGGAGCACGCUAAAGAGAGGCUCUUUUGGGCACUUAACCUUAGUUUAGUUGCUACCUACACCUUUGUGGCUUUCUUCAACAUUGGGGUUGCUCCUGUCACUUGGGUCUAUCCGGCAGAGAUAUUUCCUCUCAAGUUAAGGGCACAAGGAGCUAGUAUUGGGGUGGCAGUGAAUAGGGGCACCAAUGCUGCUAUUUCAAUAAGCUUCAUUCCCAUCUACAAGGCCAUUACCAUAGGUGGCGCUUUCUUCAUGUUUGCUGGCAUAUCCGUAGUGGCUUGGAUCUUCUUCUAUUUCCUCCUGCCUGAGACCAAGGGGAAGCCCUUGGAAGAAAUGGAGAUGCUCUUUACCAGGGGGGGUAGAUCUAAAUCUAAAAAUGCAGGUAUUGAAGCUCAGCCAGUAGGAUGAUUAUCUCUGAAGUUGAGGCUUAGAUUUCCAACUCCACUAUUCUCGUUUUAUACUGGUUUAUUGCUGUUCAGCACUGUACGUAGUUCGCAUGUUUAUGAUAUAUGUUUUUAUUUGUGGUCUGUGUCAAGUGUCCCAAGUCAACUGUCAUUUUUUCCGUUCUAAUGUACGUACCUCAGAAACACGUGGUACACACCAACAAUGGAACAAAAUAUCAUGAGCUUCUUUUAUCUUAAA
Messenger RNA from Vitis riparia (riverbank grape), 1901 nucleotides. Its product is annotated as probable polyol transporter 6. Lineage: Eukaryota; Viridiplantae; Streptophyta; Magnoliopsida; Vitales; Vitaceae. The transcript is spliced from 2 exons. The coding region runs from base 174 to 1667 and encodes 497 amino acids. Gene Ontology annotation, cellular component: membrane. Gene Ontology annotation, molecular function: carbohydrate transmembrane transporter activity. The record is from RefSeq and is a predicted model, not a curated record. Gene Ontology annotation, biological process: transmembrane transport.